This is a messenger RNA of Penicillium brevicompactum, 1314 nucleotides long. RefSeq names its product putative C2H2 finger domain protein. Bases 1 to 1314 code for a protein of 437 amino acids. Lineage: Eukaryota; Fungi; Ascomycota; Eurotiomycetes; Eurotiales; Aspergillaceae. Gene Ontology annotation, molecular function: DNA-binding transcription factor activity. The transcript has a single exon. The record is from RefSeq and is a predicted model, not a curated record.
AUGGAGUCUUACAUCCCAUUCACAGAAUUGCCUCAUAUUAUGCCCACUAUGGAUGCCAAUGAGUCAUACAAUCUCUACAAUUCCUCUUUGCCGGCUGAUCACCCAUUUGUGACUCGCACUCAAGAUCAAUUUGCCAUUUUGCCGUUGGAAGCCCAAGUCGCUGUGCCGCCCUAUUCUCAACAAACAUGUUGGGAAACAGUAGGCUCUCCUUAUUCAACGGAUUACCUAUCAGAAGGGACUCAGUCAUAUGGCGAUAGUCUCUCCCCGUGGGAUAGCGGGCUAUCAACUUUCUCCGACCCUCAAAGUCCGCCUUAUGAUAGUGACAGCCUGCCGACUCCAAAUUACUAUGAAUCACCUCGGAGUCCAUACAAGCACUCAUUGCUAUUUGACAGUGAGGCCUUUAUAUGUUCCGCGCCAGAGAAUUUGGGCCACGUUGGGUCAUCGUUGGCCAUGCCCAAACACCCCGCGUUCGAGAUUCAGCCAGAUUAUACGCCCGUCCAUGGAACGAAUAUCUGGUCAAAUAGUCACACAGCAUGCAACCCAGCUCCAGAGACAAGAUGCUGUACCAAAUCAAACAAGGACUACAUGGCUACUGCUCAUCGCUCAAAACCACGAACCUCAUCUACAUCUCGGGUUCGAAAAUCAACCGAAAAGCGCACGGCUUCGAAAUCAGGUCGCCGCCGACCUCGUGCUGCAUCAAAUUUAUCUAAUGGAGAAGAAUCACGCACAUUCAUCUGCAGCUUCGCACCCUACGGCUGCGAAAGUACCUUCGUUUCAAAGAACGAAUGGAAGCGCCACGUCACAUCCAAACAUCUCUUGCUCGGAUUCUACCGCUGCGAUGUAGGGAAAUGCAAGAUGUACGCGUCCCCAUCAAGAAGCCCGUCAGCAUCUCCAUCCCAUUCAAUCCAUUCCCAUCCCGCUCCUCAACCGGGCCAACCAAAUGAUUUCAAUCGCAAGGAUCUCUUCACGCAGCACCAACGACGGAUGCACGCGCCUUGGUCACAAAAAGAGCGCCGAGUACCUACAGAGAGUGAGCGGGGGCUUUUCGAAUUUGGUUUAGAAGAUAUCCGUCAGCGAUGCUGGCAAGGCCUUCGUCAGCCUCCUAUGCAGAGUCAUUGUGGAUUCUGUAAAAAGAUAUUUACUGGGCCUGGGAGUUGGGAAGUGCGGAUGGAGCACGUUGGCCGACACUUUGAGCGCGAUGAGUCGGCUUGUCUGAGGGGUGAAGAAGAGGAUGUGGCACUGCGCGAGUGGGGGCUCAAUGAAGGGAUAUUGACUGUUGUCAAUGGUCAGUGUCGACUGGCUUCGCUUAAUUGA